AAAAAAACUUGUUUUUGAAAUGCGAUUCAAAUGGAUGAGUCAAAAAAUACUGAAGCAGAGAGUAUUUCUUGGUACAGUCAUAUGCAUAUUGGUUCUUUUCUUAAACAUCUGUCAUAUAUUGCUACAAACUACAAAGUUUGACGUUUCUGUUUAUACUGCUUCGCUCAAGAACCAAACAGAAUUUCACAGUGACUUCAGUUUCUAUUUUGAAGAGCUAUCUAACGAGACUCAUGCUAAUCAAGUUGUAUGCGACGGUAUCGCUUCUUCUGCUGAGUUGACUAACGAAACCUUGUCCAAGUUUGAACGGUACUACUUGAAACAAAGGCAACUUGGAUAUCAUUCCAUGAAACCUUCUGUAGAAACUCGUUCACGGGGAUUUUUCAAGUGGUUUUCUUUUUUUGACAAGAAAACUUCUUUAGUUCCUACUGAAACUUCCAAAAACAUAGCCUUCUCAAUACAAGUUUCUUCGAACAAUAUAGAGAUGGUUCCCCGGCUCAUGCGAGCAGUCUAUCAUCCAGACAACGUUUAUGCUGUUCAUUUUGAUGCGAAAAUACCAACUGUUCAAGUCCAAGAAUGUUUGAUCGAAUUGGCUAGGCAACACUUUUUUCGUCUAAACGGAGAUGGGCUUGAAGCAAAAGAUGCAACAGAUGAGAUGCUUGUAAAUCAAACGAAAUAUUUUCCUGAUAACAUACAUUUCGUUCCACGCGAACCAGUCACCUAUUCGGGUAUUACGGUAGUGCUGAAUACAAUUCGCCUUAUGACAUAUUUGCUUCAAAAUGAUGAGAGGUGGGAAUAUUACAUCAACCUGUCUGGUUCUGAUUAUCCUCUUGUAUCUCCUCAUUUUUUACGACGUCUAUUGGGUAGAAUACCGGAAUAUCAGACUUUGAAUUUCUUAUGGAGCGACCCCAAUCCAGCUCAAUAUCAAUAUCGUUUCAAGCCUGUAAUUGUGGAUUCAAGCCUCUAUAGCUUUACUCCUCCUCAGAAUGACACUCCUUCAACUGCAGAUUUGCAUUGGUUGCAAUGUUCAGUAUGUGACGAAGGUGAUUUAAAACGGAAAAAGGACAUCGAACAUCCAUUUGGCUCAAAUAAAUACUUUCGUACUUUUAAGAGUGAAGCUUGGAUGGUUGCGUCGAGAGAGUUUUGUCGAUAUGUAGUCACAUCAUGGGAGGCCAAGCAACUUCUCGCAAGGCUCACUAACUCUUGGAUGACAGAUGAGCAUUAUUUCAUUACAUUGCUUGAGAACAGUGCUAUGUUCAAGGAUACGAGAGUUGACGAUAGUUUACGCAGCGUUACAUGGUACCAUCCUAGGAAACCUCGUGGCCCAACCACACAUCCUCAUAGCGUUGAUGAUGUCGAUCUAUUCUGGUCGAACAUUCGAUGUUCUCGGGCAUUGUUUGCCAGAAAAUUUACCAUUCCGAACGGUGCAAUGCUGGAUCUCAUAGAUAGGGAGUUAAUUGGUGAGGAAGAUACAGAAUAUAGCAAGGAAGUGAUAAGAAAAUUCGAUUAUCUGGUAUCGAAAACACUUGCGAUGAGAAAAGAGUACAUUAAUGCGACACUUGUUGGCAUCUUGAAGAGGUAGGGCGCUAUAUCUUGAAGAAAAUUGUAAGAAAAAGUUUGACCU
Messenger RNA from Galdieria sulphuraria, 1621 nucleotides. Its product is annotated as N-acetylglucosaminyltransferase. Gene Ontology annotation, cellular component: membrane. The record is from RefSeq and is a predicted model, not a curated record. The coding region runs from base 20 to 1579 and encodes 519 amino acids. NCBI's taxonomy places the organism in Eukaryota, Rhodophyta, Bangiophyceae, Galdieriales, Galdieriaceae. The transcript is spliced from 2 exons. Gene Ontology annotation, molecular function: glucuronosyltransferase activity.